Molecule: messenger RNA, 1111 nt
Organism: Osmia bicornis bicornis
Lineage: Eukaryota; Metazoa; Arthropoda; Insecta; Hymenoptera; Megachilidae
Product: ribosomal RNA small subunit methyltransferase NEP1
Exons: 4
Coding region: 478-1065 (195 amino acids)
Biological process (GO): rRNA base methylation
Cellular component (GO): small-subunit processome; nucleolus
Molecular function (GO): rRNA binding; rRNA (pseudouridine) methyltransferase activity
Source: RefSeq, a predicted model, not a curated record
UUUCUGACGCGUCAUAAGCCUUCCAACUAUAGGAUAUCAUAGCAGUGCUUGGCUUAAUCCAUUCUUUUAUAACAAUAAUUAUGGUUUUAGUAUCUAUGUUUUCAACAGGCAUCAAAAGUAUCUUUAUACUUUUUCCUUUACUUCUACCUGAUUCUAUUCAACUUUUGACAUCAGAAAUCUUUGUUCAUGAUAAGAUUUCUACAUCCUGUAACAGUCAGUCUACAUAUCCACUUCAUUCGCAUUGCAUUGCCACAUUAUGGACAAUUAAUUUCUUUUUUUAAACAUAUUAUCCUGCAGGAAUUUGAAAAAUAGAAUUCAAAUAAUGUGGACUGAAUAUACCGACAGUCAUUUGUUUCUGUUCAUAAAUGUAUCAAAAACAUAUUUAACCAUACUAUUUUUUCGAAACUUCACAGUAAAUGAAUUUCCGCAAAAAAAGACAAACACCUCAAUAAUGUAUUCAAAAAGACGAAUUUAACGAUGUAUAACAUGUCAAAAUCGGUGGGGAAUAGCUUUGAAUUAUUAAACUGUGAUGAUCAUGUGAGUAUUUUAAAGAAGAAUAAUCGUGAUUCUGGCUCAUGUAGGCCAGAUAUUGCUCAUCAAUGCUUAUUAAUGUUGAUGGAUAGCCCAUUAAAUAGAGCUGGGCUAUUACAAGUUUAUAUUCAUACAGAAAAGAAUGUGUUGAUAGAAGUAAAUCCCCAAACAAGGAUACCAAGAACAUUUAAGCGUUUUGCUGGACUUAUGGUGCAAUUAUUGCAUAAAUUUAGUGUUCGUGCAUCUGAUGGACCAAUGAAACUAUUAAAAGUAAUUAAAAAUCCAGUCACAGAUCAUUUACCAGUUGGCUGUCGUAAAAUUGUAAUGUCAUUUAGUGCCAAUAAAGUACAAAAUCCAAGAGAAUUGGUACCAGCAGAUGAACCAAUUGCCAUUGUAGUGGGUGCAAUGGCUCAUGGUCAAGUAAACCCAGAUUACUCAGAGGAUACUAUAUCUAUUAGUAAUUAUCCUCUAUCUGGAGCUUUAACGUGCAGUAAGUUGUGUACUGCAUUUGAAGAAGUUUGGGGAAUAAUUUGAAUGAUAACUGUAAUAUGACAACAUAAAGUUUUUACUUGUAAUUCAA